UUGUGGAUGAGAUAAGAUCAAUGCAUUGUUGACCCAGGGAUUAAAUUAAACCGAGGAUCGAAAUGAAUUGACAGAGAACGCUAAACCUCCUGGUAGACAGAUCUUCAGAGCACACACACCUGAGACAUCUUCAACAACUUAGAUUACAACAUGAAAGUUUCACAUUUAUUUGUCGUGUUUUUGGCAAACUUUUGCUUAUCAGCGCUAGCACUUCCUGCUAUAUUGGAAGAUUAUAAGGACGAGGGUGAAUUAGAUGGAGAUUUCCAGAAACGAGAUGAAAUAUCAAGACGAGGCGUAUCGUUUGGCACAGCUCUGGGACACGGCACUGGCGGGAACAACAAAAACAGCCAACAAAGAGACGAGGCUUUCAAGAAGAUUUUUGGUGGCAAACGGGAAAUAAAAAAUUUGAAGAGAAGCUUGCAAGAUGUCGCAGAAUACAUGAACGAUUUGGAAAGAGCGUAUAUGUCACUGGCCGGCAGUGAAGAGAAACGAGAGCUUAACUCAAAGAGAGCUCCCUUCACCUUCGGCACCGCUCUAGGUCACAAUCAAGGAAAAGAUAAAGGAGAUUACCUCAGUUCAUUGAAUGCAAAGUUCAACGAGUUAUUUGGAGACUCGUGAGGAGACUGGGUUUAACAUAUCUGCGGAAUUAUUUAAGGACAUUAGGUUUAAUAUUUUAGAAGUAGUAAUAUAUGCCUGAUGCAUACAGUAUAACAUAAAGUAAAUGUGCUGUUAUUGGUCACACACACUGCUACAGUAUUUGCUGAUAAAUAAAUCAUGAUUAACCCGCUA
Messenger RNA from Dendronephthya gigantea, 789 nucleotides. RefSeq lists its product as uncharacterized. The coding region runs from base 151 to 618 and encodes 155 amino acids. The record is from RefSeq and is a predicted model, not a curated record. Lineage: Eukaryota; Metazoa; Cnidaria; Anthozoa; Malacalcyonacea; Nephtheidae. The transcript is spliced from 3 exons.